AUUACGUCGUCGGCCUGAUACAUGAUUCUGUCAGUUUUCUCCCACGUAGUCUUCACGUGUGUAAUGUCUGAAAAAUUAACCGUCAAGAGGCUUUGAAUAUAAUGUUAAUUUUGUAAUAAAAGAAUGUACAAGAGCGCUGACAGCACGCAUUAAGGCAAAAUGGAUAUAGAAACUGAGAAAGUUAUCGAUCUUAUCUUUCCCGACGGGUUGCCAGAACCAUGGAAGGAAAAUCCUGACUUUUAUCAGUAUUUGUCAAAGUUGGGAGGCUUUGAUGUGGAACAAUUGAUUAAGGAACCCGAGCAUUUGACUGAUGACAAAAAUUCUGUACUGCUGCAAACUCAGGAAUUAGCCUUUUCUAACUAUAAGACAUUCAUCCGAACUGCUGAAAGUUCACGAGAAAUAUUCAGACAGUUCAAUGAGACUGAAAAUCACUUGGAUAAUCUCAUUCAAAAGUUACCAGACUUUGCAAAAAGUUGCCAGUCUUUUUGUGAUGCUUCGAAAGAUAUCAACACACAUCGUCGAUUGAAUGGUCUUACUUUAACCCGCAAUGCAGAACUUCUUGAGAUACUUGAAAUGCCUCAGUUAAUGGAGUCAUGUUUAAGAAGUAACCAGUAUAACGAAGCUCUAGAGUUAUCUCAAUAUGCUAGGCAACUGGGCGCAAAACAUGGAGACAUUCCCAUUAUAGCUUCCAUUGUAGCAGAGAUAGAAAAUAGUUGGUCAGGAAUGGUGAGCCAAGUUGUUGGUUCUCUAAGAGGAGAUCUUCCGCUUCCAAGGUGUCUGCAGCUCGUUGGGCUGUUAAGAUCGAUGGAUGCAUUCACAGAACCUGAAUUACGAAUCAAAUUCCUGCAGGCUAGAGAUAGCUGGCUGCAAGGUUUAUUGAAUGGGAUUCCCAAAGAAGAUCCUAAUCAACAUCUAACAAAGACAAUCGAAUUAUCAAGGAUACAUUUAUUCAACAUAAUCACUCAAUAUCGGGCAAUUUUCAAUGAUGAUGAUCACUUAACAUCAUCUCGGGAUAUUAUCAUUAAUGAAUCUGCGAUAUUUCAUCAUUGGCUAGAAGAAAAAAUAUUUCAAUUUUUGACUACCCUUGAGCAAGAUUUGCCCGGAGUGACUUCUAUAGACUCAGUUCUUGGGCAGUGCACGUAUUUUGGGUUAUCGUUCAGUAGAGUAGGUGCAGAUUUCACAGCAAGAAUGUCUGACAUCUUCAUCAGUGCUAUCGGUAACCGAUACGAAACGGCUGUGCGUAGAACAACAAGAAAGUUUGAAAAAGACAUGGAAACAUUUACACUGAUCAAUAAAUUACAAAGGGUCGAUGUUAAAGCAGAAACAUCAGGGCGCUCUGAAAAUCCUCCAGAACAAUUGGUUGAAUUUUUCCCCUUAGCUGAAUAUUGUAAUGGACUAAUAUCAGCUUUCAAUGAAUUGAGAUUGUGCGCUCCAGUUGCUCUAGCUGACAAGUCUACACAUCUUUUGCAAGAUUCUCUGCAAAGUGUAGCGAAAGCAAUGCUCAUAUUUUACAAACAAGAACAACAGGCAUUCACGGCUGCUGAACGAGACAACAUGAUCACAUUUGCAGAAUCAUUGAAUGAACAUUUAAUUCCUUACGUACAGUAUUGUAUACAUGCAAUCUUUCCACCAAAUCAAUGUGCCUCCAGCCUAGGCAUCACUGUGAACCAGUUACAAAAAGAGAGUAUUACCUAUUUGGAUCACAAAAGUAUCACUCAACCACUAGCCCCGUUAUUGCCAGUCAGACUAAUUUCAAAAGACCCGAUUUUACCUCAACCGACUGUCACAGGGCCUCUUCUUGAUACGUCACAGAAAGAACUAAUUUCCAGCAAUGACCUUAAUGUACUGGAACCUGGCGAAAACGCAUCCAAAGAAACCAUGAACACAAACACAAUAAAUGAGAUGGAGAAAGAUCUCGCACCGAAUGUUGAAGUACCAAAAAUACAAAGCGAUACAGGUUUAGAAUAUAAAGAAGCAGUGAUGACUGAAAAUAAUGACGCAACUGAUUGAAAUUAAAUCUGCUGGACUGCAUAUAUAAUUGUACACGUUACUUGGGAAGAUGUAUGUGUGAAUCAUCAUCCGGUACUGCAACGAGGAAUGAUAUGCUUGGCCAGUAACGAUUUAAAGUGUCUUAAAAUAUUUCAUUUAUAUGGGCGGGGGAGAUACAAAUAAAGAAUGUGGUACACAAAAGGUCAUUUGCAAAGUACUGAAAAAAAUUAUUGAAAUUAUUACAGUAGGUGAAUACAGAUGAUAUAACUAUGUUAUUACGUAAUAUUUCAUGCAUCACUGCAGUUACCAUUUCUACCUAUAAUCCGAAUUGAAAAAUGGUAAUGAUUUUUGACACUUGCAGUAUAUACAAUAUUUUGGUUACAAAAUUUGCAAGUGUUGGUACCUAGUAAUUUGGUAAUGUGACGCAAUUAAUACCUGGUAAUUGAAUAAUCGGAUUAUUAUUUAUUAUAAUAUUGUCCGAACAUGUGGCGUGAUAAUUACACUUAAAUAAAUAUAUUUAUUGAAUUUCGUAAUUGUGCUCUGUUAUCUCUAUUUUUUCCACGCAGUAUUCUUCAGUAGCAACGUAUGCGCAAUAAUAAUAUCUAAAUCUCUAAUCUACUCAGAACAGAAUUAUAGAAUCUAAUUUUUGUAUCACAAAGUUUUUUUUAUCCAAGUAGCUUAACCAAGGAUGUAAUGCUGCAUAUAAGUU
Molecule: messenger RNA, 2698 nt
Organism: Diprion similis
Lineage: Eukaryota; Metazoa; Arthropoda; Insecta; Hymenoptera; Diprionidae
Gene: Cog8
Product: conserved oligomeric Golgi complex subunit 8
Exons: 10
Coding region: 160-2010 (616 amino acids)
Biological process (GO): intra-Golgi vesicle-mediated transport
Cellular component (GO): COG complex
Source: RefSeq, a predicted model, not a curated record